This is a messenger RNA of Gilbertella persicaria, 1561 nucleotides long. RefSeq names its product Mycolic acid cyclopropane synthetase-domain-containing protein. Bases 76 to 1494 code for a protein of 472 amino acids. The transcript is spliced from 4 exons. Lineage: Eukaryota; Fungi; Mucoromycota; Mucoromycetes; Mucorales; Choanephoraceae. Gene Ontology annotation, biological process: cellular response to biotic stimulus. The record is from RefSeq and is a predicted model, not a curated record.
AAAACCUUUUACAAAAAGGCACUUUGUUCCCCUUUUUUUUCUUUUUCUUUUUUUCUAUCGAGAAAUCACUCAAAGAUGUUAAAGCAAUUUAAACCGACAUCUUGGGCGGCUAUUAACAACGCACCUCUUCCUGCAGAAGGUGCUGGUAACCAAACCUUUGAUAAUCGUAUCUUGAUCGGUGUCACUGUGGGUAUUCCUGCUUUCCUUACUUAUGCUUUGGGCUUCUCUCUCUGGGUUUUCCCUGUUAUUACUCUCCUCUUGUUCCUUCCUCUUUUGGCCUGUACUCUCUAUCUCUUUUCUCGUUUUGCUCCUCGUUACAGAAACUAUAUCCCUCUUCCUGGUAAGCCUAUUGAACAUUACUUGACUUUCCAUGAUCCUGAACUCAAGGCCAAGUAUCACGGUCGCAACAAGAUUCCCAUGGAAACCUUCUUUGAGGCUUAUUUUGUUGGUAAGGUAGACUUUAACGGUGAUGCUUUGGAAAUCAUGGAACUUCGUCACGACUGGGCUGCUUUCCAAUUUACUUUGGGUCAAUUCAAGUUCUUCUUGACCCAAUGGCUCCCUGAAACUUUCUGGCACUCUCGUGAACAAGAUGAAAACCAAGUUCGUGAUCACUAUGAUCGUGGUAAUGAUUUCUAUGAAGCCUUUUUGGGUCCUCUUAUGGUCUACACUUCUGGUAUUAUCAGUGAUCCUACCAAGAAGGAGACCCUUGAAGAAAUGCAAGAAAACAAGAUGAAGCUUAUUUGUGAAAAGUUACACAUGAAGGAAGGUGAUAAGCAUUUGGAUAUUGGUUGUGGUUGGGGUACUUUGGUUGCCUAUGCCUCUAAGGAAUACAACACUCAAUCUACUGGUGUCACUCUUGCUCGCAAUCAAGUUGCUUUCGGUGAAAAACGUAUUGAAGACUGGGGUGUCAAGGACAAGGCUAAUCUUCUCUGCAUGGAUUACCGUGAUAUUCCAAAGCACCAAAAGUAUGACAAAAUUACUGCUGUUGAAAUGGCUGAACAUGUUGGUAUUCGUCGUUUCCAAACUUUCCUUACUGAAGUUCGUGAACUCUUGGAAGAUGAUGGUUUGUUUUACAUGCAAGUUGCUGGCUUAAGAGCUACAUGGCAGUACGAAGAUUUCAUUUGGGGUCUCUUUAUGGCUAAAUACAUUUUCCCCGGUGCUGAUGCUUCUACACCUUUGUACUGGUACCUUAGACAACUUGAAAUGGCUGGUUUCGAAAUCCACAAUGUAGAUACUGUUGGUGUCCACUACUCAGCCACACUCAACAGAUGGUAUGAUAACUGGUUAAAGAACAAGGAUGCCAUGAGAGCCAAGUAUGGUGAUAACUUGGUCCGUGUCUGGGAAAUCUUCCUUUCUUGGUCUACCAUUGUUGCCCGUCAAGGUGGUGCCACUUGCUUCCAAAUUGUUGCCAACAAGAACCGCAACUCUUUUGAUAGAGCUCAAUUGAUCUGCAACCGUACUAACCCUGCUGCUUGGACUAGCAAGCGUGGUUAAUUGUAUAGAAAAAAAAUCUCUCUUGUACAAAAAUAAAUAAAUAAAUAAAAAAGUUUAUUUUCUUUCA